Messenger RNA from Solanum stenotomum, 792 nucleotides. Its product is annotated as caffeic acid 3-O-methyltransferase-like. The coding region runs from base 1 to 792 and encodes 263 amino acids. Gene Ontology annotation, molecular function: O-methyltransferase activity; protein dimerization activity; S-adenosylmethionine-dependent methyltransferase activity. The transcript has 3 exons. The record is from RefSeq and is a predicted model, not a curated record. Lineage: Eukaryota; Viridiplantae; Streptophyta; Magnoliopsida; Solanales; Solanaceae. Gene Ontology annotation, biological process: methylation.
AUGGCAAACAUGAGUCAAUUACCAAUUAGUAUUGGCCCAGACAAAGAGGGGAAUUUUACACAUGCAAUGCAACUAUUGUCAUCAUCAGUACUUCCCUUUGUGUUGCAUUCAACAAUUGAAUUGAAUGUAUUUGAGAUCUUAGCCAAAGCUAGUGAUACUCAACUUUCUUCUUCUCAAAUUGUUGCUAAAAUGGAUUGCAACAACCCUAUUGAUGCAGCCAAUAUGUUAGUCAGAAUGCUUUAUCUCUUGGCUACUUAUUCUUUGCUCACUUGCUCCAUUAAUAAUAAUAAUAAUAAUGUUAGACUCUAUGGUCUUUCACCAGUGGGAAAGAUGUUUGUUAGUGAUAAUGAAGAUGGUGCAUCUUUGAGGCCUCUCUUGGAUUUGCUUCAACAGAAAGUAGUCAUUAACACCUGGUUUGGAUUAAAAGAUGCAGUUCUUGAAGGAGGAGUUCCAUUUGAAAGGAUUCAUGGUGUAAAUACAUUUGAAUAUUUUAAGACGGAUCACAUUUAUAAUGAUGUUUUUAACAAGGCAAUGUUUAAUCAUACAACUCUAAUGAUGAAAAAUAUACUAGACAAAUACAAGGGCUUUGAGAACAUCAAGACUUUGGUUGAUGUGGGAGGUGGUCUUGGAUCCAACCUCAAGAUGAUUACAACUAAAUACCCAACUAUUAAGGGCACUAAUUUUGAUCAUAUGUGCGUUUUGGAUCAUUGGGCGGCAUACUUAUGCUUCGCGAAACUGAUUGGCGAAGCGCUGACUGCUCCUUUCAUCACCUUUUUGAUCGUUUUACUUUAG